Molecule: messenger RNA, 1539 nt
Organism: Lemur catta (Ring-tailed lemur)
Lineage: Eukaryota; Metazoa; Chordata; Mammalia; Primates; Lemuridae
Product: centriole, cilia and spindle-associated protein-like
Exons: 1
Coding region: 76-849 (257 amino acids)
Biological process (GO): regulation of mitotic spindle assembly
Cellular component (GO): centriole; ciliary transition zone; spindle
Molecular function (GO): microtubule binding
Source: RefSeq, a predicted model, not a curated record
UCUGUGUCGUGUCCCGGGGUCCGUGGGCUGCGGCGCGGCGCGGAGCGGCGGGCACUCGGGCCUGCGGGCAGCAUCAUGUCCCCGGGGAGCGGGGUGAAGAGCGAGUACAUGAAGCGCUACCAGGAGCCGCGCUGGGACGAGUACGGGCCGUGCUACCGCGAGCUGCUGCACUACCGCCUAGGCCGCCGCCUGCUGGAGCAGGCGCAUGCGCCCUGGCUCUGGGACGACUGGGGCCCAGGCAGCUCCUCGGACGACUCGGCGUCGUCCGAGUCGUCUGGCAGCGGGAGCCCAGCGCCCCAGUGUGCUCCGGCCUCGCCCGCGGAGCAGGAGGAGACGGAACGGGGGGUGCACGGGUUCCCGGAGGAGCAGGGCGCAGAGGCCGGGGCCGCGGAGGACGCGGCUCUGCCUGCACUGCCAGUGAAAGAUGCAGAAGAAAAACCGGAACAAAUCAGAACAAAAGAGACCGAUAUAUUACCCACCGGUACCGAACCACGACAACAACGAAGUGCCUUAUUUGCCAGAGGAAAUAGGGAAGCGGUCAGAAGUCCCCAAAGAUCAUCAAGCAAAAUAAAAGAACACAAGCAUCCAUUUGCUCUUUAUGGCUGGGGAGAAAAACAGACCGACACAGGAAGCCAAAAAACUCACAACGUAUGUGCGUCUGCCGCUGUGCAUGAGAUUCAUGAAUCAGCAUUGCGAGCCAAGAACAGAAGACAGGUGGAAAAAAAGAAAUUGGUUGCUCAAAGGCAACGCGCUCACUCUGUGGAUGUGGAGAACAGAAAGAUGAAGUCUUCCUCCUCGGAGAACCCGUGGAUGACAGAAUACAUGAGGUGCUAUUCGGCCAGAGCCUAAAGAACCAGUCACGUGGACAGCCUCUUAAAAAGUGUAAGUGGCAGAAAGGAAAAUCAAAACAAGAUGAAAACCAUGAAAAGAAACUGGACACAGAUUCAAGAAACCAACUGAAUAUGCAAGGUUUUUCUUAGGAAAUUCCUAAAAGAUUGUUUUAUUUUGAUGAAUUAUUGGUCACCUACCUCGGCAGUAGGGCAGACAGUUGAAGCCAUAGACAUUGGGUUAUUUAUGAAGAGAAUUUCCUAAAUCUUUGAUAUUCUUAUAAGGGUUUAAAGCAUCUUAAUCUUUUAAAAUACUGACACCAAAUGCCUUUAAAUGGCUACAGAUGCUUACAAUUCAGUAUUCUCAAGUUUAGGUGAAGCCCAUUUUCAUUCUAUUCUGAUUAACUUUUCAGAUUCCAUAGCUGUAAGAUGAUUCCAUCUGACAGCAUAAAACUCAUUUUCCUUAUGUGCAGUUUUCUUUGUAAAAGACUAAGUUGAAAAUGAGUUUCAACAAUACUUUUAAUUCCAUGUAUAAUGAAACUAGAACUUUGGUGGUUCCUGAAAAAUUAAACUUAUUUGUAUUUUAGUUCAGCAUCACCUUCAUGUAGAUUGUGAUAUUUAAGAAUUACCUGGGCCAGGUGAGGGUCACUUUUUCCCUUUUAAAUUAUCAUCUAGGCACUUAAUAGCUCAAAUACAUUCCAACAUAUGACGA